Molecule: messenger RNA, 2134 nt
Organism: Ornithorhynchus anatinus (platypus)
Lineage: Eukaryota; Metazoa; Chordata; Mammalia; Monotremata; Ornithorhynchidae
Gene: SCPEP1
Product: serine carboxypeptidase 1
Exons: 13
Coding region: 53-1492 (479 amino acids)
Biological process (GO): proteolysis
Molecular function (GO): serine-type carboxypeptidase activity
Source: RefSeq, a predicted model, not a curated record
CGCUGCCGUCGUGGCCACUUUGUGCCGACACUGUGGCCAGCGCCCCGCUGCCAUGGAGCUGGUCCUGAGGCCUCCCCCCCUCCUGCUGCUGCUGCUGCCGCCGCUGUUGCAACCCCCGCAGCCGGGCCUGGCCGCCGCUGGCCCGGUCCAUGGGGGCCCUCGCCAUCGUCCAUCCUGGAAACCAGCUGGAGCCUGUACUUCAGGCUCUGCGACGAAGCAUCCGAGGCAAGAGGGCAAGGAGGCCUGGGGAUACGUGGACGUGAGGAGCAAUGCCAGCAUGUUCUGGUGGCUUUACUAUGCCAACGAUCCCUGCAAGACGUUCACGGAGCUGCCGCUGAUCAUGUGGCUCCAGGGAGGGCCUGGGGGCUCCAGCACUGGAUUUGGAAAUUUUGAAGAAAUCGGUCCCCUCAAUAAGGAGCUCAAGCCCAGGACAACCACCUGGGUGCAGGCAGCCAGCAUCCUGUUUGUGGAUAACCCCGUGGGCAGCGGGUUCAGCUACGUGAAUCAAAGCGACGCAUACGCCAGAAACCUCUCCACCGUGGCUGCUGACAUGCUGGUUCUCCUGAAGACAUUCUUCGAAAAACAGACGGAAUUUCAGACUGUUCCGUUCUACAUCUUCUCCGAAUCUUAUGGGGGAAAAAUGGCCGCUGGCAUUGCUCUGGAGCUCCACAAGGCUAUUCAGCGGGAUGGCAUAAAGUGCAACUUUGCUGGGGUCGCCCUGGGUGAUGCCUGGAUUUCUCCACUGGAUUCCGUGCUGUCCUGGGGGCCUUAUCUCUACAGCACUUCCCUCCUGGAUGACCAAGGUCUAGCGGAGGUGAUGUUGGUUGCUGAGCAGAUCGAGGAUGCCAUAAACAAAAACCAAUACUCUAAGGCCACCCAGCUGUGGAAUAAAGCAGAGGAGAUCAUCGAAGAGAACACAGAUGGGGUGAACUUCUAUAACAUCCUAACAAAAACCCCUGAAACUUCCGCCAAGAAGACGAGCCCGGAAUUUUCCCAGAGCCACCUAGUCUCCCUCUUUCGCCGCCACGUGAGACAGCUGGAGGAGGACAGCUUAAGCGCCCUCAUGAACGGACCUAUCAGGAAGAAGCUCCAAAGCAUCCCCGACGAUGUCACUUGGGGAGGGCAAUCUUCCCUUGUCUUCCUAAACAUGGAGGAGGACUUCAUGAAGCCUGUGAUUAACAUCGUGGACCAGCUGCUGGAGGCCGGGAUCAAUGUCACCAUAUAUAAUGGGCAACUGGAUCUCAUCGUGGACACCAUGGGGCAGGAGGCCUGGGUACGGAAACUAAAGUGGCCCCAGCUUGGCCUGUUCAGUAAGCUGAAGUGGAAGGCCCUGUACAACGACCCAAAACGUUGGGAGACAGCUGCGUUCUUUAAGACCUACCAGAACCUGGCGUUCUAUUGGAUCCUCAGGGCCGGACACAUGGUGCCGUCGGACCAGGGAGACACGGCCCUGAAGGUGGCGAAGAUGGUGACCCAGCAAAUCGAAAACUGAGAGGGGCAGGGGGUCGGGUUGGGAGGCCGGCCCGGGGGACGCCCCGACGGGACGGCGGGGACACUGGCCGUCCUGCGUCCAUUGGCUUUCAUCGCCUCCUAUCCCGUGGAGGUGCUAAAGAGCCAAACUGGGCAGGCCGGCUGGCAGACGGCUUCCCGAGCCGCCCUAGUCGACUGCACUACUCCCAUCUCUCUGUCAACCAAAGAGUCGGCGUCACUUCCUGCCGUGCCUAGGGGGUCGUGUCUCUGACCUUGCUGUUGGUAGCAGAACGAGAUUUCAAAGCACCGCGGGCUGUUAAUCAAUCAGUAGUAUGUAGUGAACCCCUACUCUGGACAGGGCACUGAACUGAGCCCAUGGGAGAGUACAGUACAGUUACUAUGCACAAUCCCUGGCCUGAGGGGAUUACAAUCUUUGUGCAGAUCACAAUAUUACACUUGCUACAAUUGAGUUAGUGGACUGUCCUUAACGACCUUACAAUCUACUGUGGGCAAAGCAUUUUACUAACCGGAGCGGGGAGUACCGUUGAAUUGGUAGAUAUGACCCCGGCCCUCAGGGAGCUUACAGAACGGCGGGCUCCUGUCAGAUGCAGUCAGCAUUACCCUUUCUGAUUCUUUUUUCAUUAAAGCCUAAAUUUCAGAUUCC